CAAAAUUCAAAUUGUUAUUAUUGUUAUGUCAACUUUGUUAAAAUGCCUGUGGAUUUACAUAGGCUUAUACAAGGAUGGUUGGAAUUAGAAAGCGAUCCCGGAUUAUUUACAUUACUUUUGGAAGAUUUUGGAGUAAAAGGAAUUCAACUAGAAGAAAUAUAUGACCUUCAGAAACCACUGGACAGUCCUGUGUAUGGUUUUAUUUUUUUAUUCCGAUGGAUUGAAGAACGUCGUAGCCGCAGAAAAAUUGUAGACCAGACAGACAUAUUUGUUAAAGAUGAUGAUGCCAUCAACAGUAUAUUUUUCGCUCAACAAAUGAUACCUAAUAGCUGUGCUACACAUGCCCUACUGUCCGUAUUGCUCAAUUGUUCAGACAUACACCUAGGCGAGACAUUGGGGCGUCUUAAAGAACUUACUAGAGGUAUGAAUCCAGAAAAUAAAGGAUGGGCCAUUGGUAACACUCCCGAAUUAGCACGAGCACACAAUUCUCAUGCCAUGCCAAAGAGUAGACCACGUAUGGAUAAAACACCUGGCCUGACAACUGGACGAUUUACUGGUGAGGCAUAUCACUUUGUCAGUUAUGUACCCAUUAAUGGUCAUUUAUACGAAUUAGAUGGAUUAAAACCAUAUCCUAUGGACCAUGGGCCAUGGGCUGAAGAUGAAGAUUGGACUGAAAAGUUCAGAAGAGUAAUUAGUGACAGACUUGGAGCAGCAGCUGAAUAUAGUGAUAUACGAUUCAAUUUAAUGGCCGUUGUUCCUGAUAAACGAUUAGCUAUUACCCAUAAGCUAAAUAUGCUCAAAACAAAUAGACAGAUUGUUUUUGAAGCCUUACAACAACUUGUAUUAGUUGAUGACUUAGGAAAAAAAAAGAAAAAUAUUGAUAAUAAUCAAUCAUCAAAUAAAAGUGUUAAAAAAGAUCUGUCUCCAAUUCCAAGCACAUCAAAAGACUUUAAUGAAGAAAAGGUAAUGAAAUAAGUAUUAAAAUCUUAAACCUUUUUUAAUGUAUUUACAAAUUUGAAUAAAAUUAUUUUAUUAAAAUUAAUUCAAUAAUAUUUUGUAAUCGACUCAGUUCAAAAUAAAUUUGUGUUAAAAAUUAAUAUUAAUUUGAACAUUUAUGUAAUGUGCAUAAUUUUAUUUUUAAUGAAUGAAAUAGUAAUUUAAUGUUUUAUUAUUAUUUAAUAAUUUUAAUUUAUUAAAUUAAUUAGUUUAAAUAUUUAAUUUACAAUCUAUACAGCAUGUAUAAGUAAAUUUGAUUAAAUAAAGAUAUGAAAAGGAGACCCACAGUAGGGUCAUUUGAAUAUGAAAGAUAAAUUUAAACAAUGGCAUUGAGGAAGUCUAGGCCAUAAGCAGUUCAGUUGUCUGCAAGGGUUGCCUGGGAGGAAUUUGGUGUAGAGCUGUGCAGUGAGAUUAUUGGAGUAUCUUGAGAAAAUGCCACUAAAAAUAAAAUAAAAAUCCACUAAACAUUUUAAAAUAGAUUUAUUAAUAUUUUUAAUUUUUUGUUUUAUAUAAAAAUUGUAUAAUUUUGCAGACAUGUCCAGAAUCAAAUAAUAUUGUAGUUAUACAUGUACAAUCUUCAAGUUGUGGAUCAAAAGGUGGUGGAAAUCCAAAAGACAUAAAAAGUGUGUGUCUAGAAGCAGGAGCUAUGCCCAAAGGAUGGGAGACACCAUCUAGUCAUUCUUCAGAUAAAGAAGAUAAUAGUGAUCAAAAAAUGGAAAAUAAUGUAAAAUCCAAUCACACUUUUUCUCCUAAAGAUUUAUUGGCUCUUGUAAAAAAUUUGGAGCUUGAAAUUAAUAUGAGUGAAGGUAAUAAAAUAUAUUUUAUUAUUUAUAAAUAUUCAGCAAUUUAUUUGUUUAUUUAUUAUUUUUAGGUAUAUUACGAGAAGAAAAUGAAAAGCGUAAUAAAUAUAAAAUUGAUGAUUGUCGACGUACACACAAUUAUGAUCAAUUCAUAUGUACAUUUUUAACUAUGUUAGCUCAAAAAGGUAUAUUAGCUGAUUUAGUGCAACAGCAUUUAGGCAGCACGCAAAAAAAGAAUACAAGUGCACAAUUAGCAUUAUCUGUACAAUCUAAUUCUACGAAUCAAACACAAGUUAAAUCUAAAACUAAUAAAACAAAUUCAAAAACUAAUACUACGUCAACUGCGACAAGACUCAGGACUAAACGAAAGACAUCUACUAAAAAAGGACGUAAAUCAUGACAGGUCAUAAUUAUUACUCGGGAAUAUUUCACUUGAGCGCUUCUUGUUCAGUUCGGUGGAAGAAAAUCUUGGUACCUAUCUGUAUGUUAUCUAUUGUUGUUUUUAUACAUCACUGUAAUUAACAUUGUUAUCAGUUUAUAGUUUUAAUUUUAACAUGUAAUAGCUUUGUCGUUAAACUAAAUCACUAACUUAUUUUAGUUUACAGUGAAGUCAUAUGUAAUAUGUUUGCUUGAAAGCAUUUGAAUUGGAUAAUUAACCUAACUAUAAUAAUUGCUAUAACUUAAACUGCUAUGGGUUAAUGGCUAAAUUAUGAAUGAGCUCUCAGAUUGAGUUUAGUAUAAAAGCAGUUUUUAAGUUUUAUACAUAAAUCUAAAUUGAUCUCAAAAAACAAAGAACAUGGAUUUUCCAUGUUAUCUUAACAUGAUUCUAUGUUUUUCCAUGAUUCUAAUUGUUGUAUUUUUACAUUGUGGUAUAAACAUUUGAAGAAAUUAUGUUAUUUCAAGUUGUUAUAUUUUAUAUUUUUUCUACAAAUAAAAAAAAUAUAUAUAUAUAUAUUUAUUUUUGGAUUUAAAGUUAAAUUAAAUAAUAUAACAUCAUCC
Cinara cedri is the source of this 2795-nucleotide messenger RNA. Lineage: Eukaryota; Metazoa; Arthropoda; Insecta; Hemiptera; Aphididae. The record is from the annotation of a GenBank genome assembly.